This is a messenger RNA of Phoenix dactylifera (date palm), 2340 nucleotides long. The record is from RefSeq and is a predicted model, not a curated record. NCBI's taxonomy places the organism in Eukaryota, Viridiplantae, Streptophyta, Magnoliopsida, Arecales, Arecaceae.
UUUGCACACAGAAUACAUUUUGGAAUGGUUUGGUUAUAUGCUUCAUACCAAGCAACUUUGCGUUCCCAAAAACUCCAAAUCCAAGUCUCCAGAGGCUACAAAGUACAGACCCCCCUCUUUGGUUCCUCGCCUGAUUCUCUCUCUCUCUCUCUCUCUCUCUCUCUCUAUUUGGUGCGCUGCCCCCAUGACAAGUUCUCACCCACAUGUCCUCGUUAGAUACUCAUCCGACAUCUGCUGCUCUCGAGCCAUUUCAAAUCCGCACCCAUCCAUGAAGCCUUCUUGCAUGCUGUAGAACACCAACAGCAGCGCACCACUCGCCAGCUACAGCAUUCUCUCUCCUGCUAAUCGUACCUCCUCUACUUCUCUCCUUCCCUCGCUAUAACCAGCCUUGCAUGCCUCUUUUACCACGACCUAUAUCGCCUCCUAACUGAUCUCCCUUUCCCUCUCUCUCGCUGCGAUUUUCCUUCUAUCAUAAGGAAUUUGCGCAGGGAAUUUUGGGCCUUGACUUACUCUCCUGUCUCCAGUUUGUUUUCUAGUACUCUUUGCUCUUUUUCUUGGCCGAGGGUCGGUGGGCUCUCCGAGAUCGGGUGAGUGGGUGGGUGGUGGUGGUGGUGGUGGAGGUGCGAACAUGGGGCCCAUUAGAGGGUUCCGGAAGAGGAAGAGGGCCGAGAAGAAGGCCGAGAGGUGCGCCGCCGCUGCGUCGAUGGCGUCGGGACAGGGAACUGGUGAUUGGUGGGAUGACUUCUCGAGAAGGAUUACAGCGAGAUGGUAGCUUAUUAUGGUAGCGUUUGGAACUUGAUGCCCAACAUUCUUCAAGUGGAAGCCAUGAUCUCUGUGGAGAUUGUUUGAAAGGUCCUUCUGCUCAUAAUGCUCGGACUGCGCAACAUGACAAAAUUUUGAAGACCUCAGGCCCAAUCACAGCAAAUGAGAGGACAAGAAGUUCAACAGAUGAAUGAGUUUAUCACAUUAGACUUGUUUUGUUCCUAUUGACAUAAGCCACUGUUGCAGGGACCCUUAUCUUUAUCAAAAGAACCAAAAAGAUUUGAGUCUGUCUUCAAGAUCUCAAGGAAGACCUUCAACUACAUAUCCUCAUUGGUGAGGGAGGACUUGAUGGCAAAGACAACUAACUUCACAUUCACAGAUGGAAAGAUCCUGUCUGUGGAUGAUCAAGUAGCUGUUGCUCUAAGAAGGUUGGGUUCUGGUGAGUCGCUACUGAAUAUAGGAACAUCCUUUGGGAUGAACCAUUCGACUGUCUCUCAAGUGACCUGGCGAUUUGUGGAGUCUAUGGAAGAGAGAGGACUUCACCACCUCCGAUGGCCCAAUUCUGAAGAGAUGGAAGUUAUAAAGUCCAGGUUUGAGAAAGUCCGGGGUCUGCCUAACUGCUGUGGUGCCAUUGACACCACCCACAUCAUGAUGUGCCUGCCUUCUGUGGACUCCUCCAACAAAGUGUGGAUUGAUUAUGAGAAGAAUUACAGCAUGGUCCUGCAGGCCAUUGUGGACCCUGAGAUGAGGUUCCGGGACAUUGUCACUGGCUGGCCCGGUAGCAUGAAUGAGUUACUCGUGCUUUACAGCUCAGGAUUCUACAAAUUGUGUGAAAAAGGCGCAAGGCUGAAUGGAAAAAAGAUGGAGCUUUCAGAAGGUUCAGAGGUGAGUGAGUAUAUAAUUGGAGAUGCCGGCUUCCCCCUCCAUCCCUGGCUUCUUACUCCUUACCAAGGGAAGGACCUUUCAGAUUCCAAAAUUGAGUUCAACAAGCGACACUCUGCAACCAGAAUGGUGGCACAGAGGGCAUUGGCAAGACUGAAGGAUAUGUGGAAGAUUGUUCAGGGGGAAAUGUGGCGACCUGAUAAGCAUAGACUGCCAAGAAUUAUUCUCGUUUGUUGCUUGCUUCACAACAUAGUCAUAGACUUGGAAGAUGAAGUGACGGAUGAGAUGCCGUUGUCUCACCACCAUGACACCCGUUACAAGCAGCGAUAUUGUGAUGCGGGGGACAAGUUUGGAGUUGAACUGAGGGAUAAGUUAACUCAAUACUUGUCUGGUAGAUUGCCGACCUGAAAUGAUUAUUCAACUGCUUCUCUUUAAUUUCUCUUUUAUAUACCCAAAGAUGGGUAUUGAUGGAUGAUGAGCUUUAAUUCAUCUUUCAAUGCUGAGUUCAGUGGUUAAGUGGCACUCAAGCUCUCUAUAUCCUAUUCUGGCCGCUUCCAUUCAAUUGUCAUAGUGCUGGAACUACAGUAGUCAAAUACACGAGCGCUGUGCAAAAUUCUGUUAAUGACUAUCAUUUAUAUGAAUGUUAACAAUUUGAAAACAAUCGUCACUUUUAGCAGGGAACUGUUCUUAACUUCA